AUUAACAUGGCAAUAGUAAGUGCUACUGUAAAUGCUGGUCAAGGGUACAGCCAACUCGACGAAUUUUCUGCAACAUUAAAUAUGCCAAAUAUGUCCAACCGAUUAUAUCAAGAACUUCAUUCGAAAAUUUUUAUGUAUGUUCAUGACAUAGCCUGGAAAGAAAUGGAAUUAGCAGGGCAAGAAGAAAAAAGAUUAGCGAUCGAAAAAAAAUGCCCAGCCAGUGCCAAAGAUAUGACUCCAGAAGAAGGAAUAAAUAGUAAAAAAAUAAAGAGUUGUAAAAUAUUAGAUGACAAAUUGCAUUUGAAAAGAACAGAUAAUUACUAUUAUCAAGUGCAGGGUCAACUUCACAUUACUCGCAGAAUGUAUUCUUAUUUUUGUAUUUGGAGACCGAAAGGAUUUUUAUUCGAGAUAAUUAAAAGAGACGAUAGUUUUUGGAAUGAAAAAAUGGCAACUCAGCUUACCACAUUUUAUAUGGACUUUCUGUUAAAACAGUUAAUAAAAGAUGAAUAUUAA
Metopolophium dirhodum (rose-grain aphid) is the source of this 513-nucleotide messenger RNA. RefSeq lists its product as uncharacterized. Bases 7 to 513 code for a protein of 168 amino acids. NCBI's taxonomy places the organism in Eukaryota, Metazoa, Arthropoda, Insecta, Hemiptera, Aphididae. The record is from RefSeq and is a predicted model, not a curated record. The transcript has 2 exons.